GCUGGCGGGGCUGGUAGGGCGGGGUUGAGUUGGCUCCACCCCGGAGGACUCGCCCUGCCGCGUUCCGAGGCCUUAGGGCCGGAAGUACUGUGGAAAUUGUUUUUCUCUCUCAAAGGUCUCUUCUCACCCCAGCCCUCCGUGAGGUUGUGGUGUGAGCAUGCUAAUCGCUGACUUCUCAAGCCAAGGCUUAAUGAUAUUACUAAUGCUUAGUGAUGUUGACAGUGGACUCCAGACCCAGGCCUUACGUUCACCUCGGGCUUUGUGGCCAAACCCAUGGACACCUGCUACUGAACUCUGAGCGUGUUUUGGUCCAGGUUGCCUUGGUGCCUGCUGCAUCUUUUUUUUUUUCUUCUGUGAGUGAUGUAAUAGUAUUGCACGGCGUUCAUGUUGUAAGUACUUUGUGGAGUAUUCGGACUUGCCUAGCGUGUGCAAGACCUUAAGUUCCAUCUCCAGUUCUGGAAGAAAAAAAAAAGAAAGAAAGAAAAAGAUAUUGUUUUUAAACAUUAAAACAUUAAAGUAGGCAUGGUGUCAUAAACCUGAAAUUCCAGUGCCUGAAACCCCAGCAUCAGGAUCCUGGAGGCAGGAGGAUUAGAACGUCAAGGUCAUGCUCAAGUAUAUAGAGUUCAUCUUCUUCCCAGCCUGUGACACUGGGGUCUAGGGCACAAUGGCCCAGACCCUGGGGGAGGACCUGGUGCUGUCAUCAGAGCUACAGGAUGAUUCUAGCUCUCUAGGGUCUGACUCGGAGCUGAGUGGUCCCGGUCCAUAUCGCCAGGCUGACCGCUAUGGCUUCAUUGGUGGCAACUCAGCAGAACUGGGGCCUGGUCAACCCUCUGCAGACCUCAUCCGCCAGCGGGAGAUGAAGUGGGUGGAGAUGACCUCACACUGGGAGAAGACCAUGUCUCGACGAUACAAGAAGGUAAAGAUGCAGUGCCGGAAGGGCAUCCCGUCUGCCCUGCGGGCCCGGUGCUGGCCACUGCUGUGUGGGGCCCAGAUGUGCCGGAACAACAACCCUGGCACCUAUCAGGAGCUGGCAGCGGCCCCUGGAGACCCGCAGUGGAUGGAGACCAUUGGCAGGGACUUGCACCGCCAGUUCCCUCUGCAUGAGAUGUUUGUGUCACCCCAGGGACACGGGCAGCAGGGGCUGCUGCAGAUUCUCAAGGCCUACACUCUGUACCGGCCGGAACAGGGCUAUUGCCAGGCUCAAGGCCCUGUAGCUGCUGUGCUGCUCAUGCAUCUGCCCCCAGAGGAAGCCUUCUGGUGCUUGGUGCAGAUCUGCGAGGUCUACCUCCCUGGCUACUAUGGGCCCCACAUGGAGGCAGUGCAGCUGGAUGCUGAGGUGUUCAUGGCUCUUCUGCGGCGGCUGCUCCCACGUGUGUACCAGCAUCUGCAGCAGGUAGGCGUCGGGCCACUGCUCUACCUGCCCGAGUGGUUCCUGUGCCUCUUCACCCGCUCGCUGCCCUUCCCCACAGUGCUGCGCAUCUGGGAUGCCUUCCUUAGCGAGGGUGCCAAGGUACUGUUCCGUGUGGGGCUGACACUCAUGCGUCUGGCACUGGGCACUGUAGAACAGCGUGCAGCAUGCCCGGGGCUCUUGGAGACACUGGGGGCCCUUCGAGCCAUCCCCCCGACCCAGCUGCAGGAAGAGGCCUUCAUGUCCCAGGUGCACAGUGUAGCCCUGUCUGAGCGAGAUCUCCAACGGGAAAUCAAGAUCCAGUUGGCCCAGCUGCCCAAGUCAUCUCCUGGGCCAGUACCUCUGCCACAGGCCCGCCUUCCUGGAGCCCAAGCCAUCUUUGAGUCCCAGCAACUGGCAAGGAUUCGAGGAAGCACCAAACCUGAGAUACCCCGAAUAGUGGUGCAGCCCCCAGAGGAGCCCAGGCCACCACGGCGCAAACCACAGACUCGUGGCAAGACUUUCCAUGGGCUUCUGACAAGGGCCCGGGGACCCCCUAUUGAGGGUCCCUCCAGGUCCCACCGAGGCUCCACCUCUUUCCUGGACACCCGCUUCUGAGCAUACCAUAUCUUAAUCAUCUGAAGAGCCAUGCCAGUCCCAGAAAUGUGUAUUGCACUUUACUUUGGAGCUGUGUGACUGCUCUGUUCCCAGCAGGGAGCACCUAGAGGAGGGGAGCAUCUCCCCACCUGAAGGACUGUGUCAGGCACAAAGAUAAAGGAAGGUCACCAAGUGGAGAUUGUGGGGAGCGACCUGGUGCCUGCCAGCAUCAAAGCCAACACUGAAGGAGCGUAGGGGUGAAGCUUCUGGCUGGGAUAUGGUACCCCCAUGGGCUUCUUGUUGGGGAACCUCAAAUAAAACCUGACUGAGAAGA
Molecule: messenger RNA, 2318 nt
Organism: Alexandromys fortis (reed vole)
Lineage: Eukaryota; Metazoa; Chordata; Mammalia; Rodentia; Cricetidae
Gene: Tbc1d10c
Product: TBC1 domain family member 10C
Exons: 10
Coding region: 665-2005 (446 amino acids)
Source: RefSeq, a predicted model, not a curated record